Molecule: messenger RNA, 1752 nt
Organism: Carcharodon carcharias (great white shark)
Lineage: Eukaryota; Metazoa; Chordata; Chondrichthyes; Lamniformes; Lamnidae
Product: putative per-hexamer repeat protein 5
Exons: 2
Coding region: 1-1752 (583 amino acids)
Source: RefSeq, a predicted model, not a curated record
AUGGCUACCUUCAGAGAUGGAGAGUUUUCAAUGAAAUUCUUCUGCAAGAAAGCUUACCUGGAAAUGUUUGUCAUAGCAAUUCAAGUGGAGAAUAACUUUUUAGUAUCAUCCAGGUUGGGUUAUACUGAUGACAUUACUGGAAAGAUUGGUAUCAUUACUGGUGAAGAGACUAAUUGUGAAAUUAGUGCUGAGAUUGGUGCUGUUACUGGUGAAGACACAGGUGGUGAGACUGGUCCUGAGGUUGAUGCUGAGAUUGGUGAAGAGACUGGUGCUGAGUUUGGUGCUGAGAUUAGUGAUGAGAUUGAUGAAGAGGUUGGUGAAGAGACUGGUGCUGAGGUUGGUGCUGAGAUUGGUGAAGAGACUGCUGCUGAGGUUGGUGCUGAGAUUAGUGAUGAGAUUGAUGAAGAGGCUGGUGCUGAGGUUGGUGCUGAGAUUGGUGAAGAGACUGGUGCUGAGGUUGGUGCUGAGAUUGAUGAAGAGACUGGUGCUGAGGUUGGUGCUGAGAUUAGUGAUGAGAUUGAUGAAGAGGCUGGUGCUGAGUUUGGUGAAGAGACUGGUGCUGAGACUGGGGAAGAGACUGGUGCUGAGGUUGGUGCUGAGAUUAGUGAUGAGAUUGAUGAAGAGGCUGGUGCUGAGGUUGGUGAAGAGACUGGUGCUGAGGUUGGUGAAGAGACUGGUGCUGAAGUUGGUGCUGAGAUUAGUGAUGAGAUUGAUGAAGAGACUGGUGCUGAGGUUGGUGAAGAGACUGGUGCUGAAGUUGGUGCUGAGAUUAGUGAUGAGAUUGAUGAAGAGACUGGUGCUGAGACUGGGGAAGAGGCUGGUGUUGAGAUUGGUGAAAAGACUGCUGAAAAUACUAGUGAUGAGGUUGGUGCUGAGAUGGAUGAAGAUAUUGGUGAUGAGACUGGUGAAGAGACCAUUGAAGGGACUGGUGCUGAGGUUGGUGCUGAGACUGGCAAAGAGACUGGUGCUGAGACUGGUGAUGUGAUUGGUGCUGAGAUUGGUGAAGGGACUGGUGCUGAGGUUGGUGAAGAGACUAGUGCUGAAGUUGGUGCUGAGAUUAGUGAUGAGCUUGAUGAAGAGGCUGGUGCUGAGGUUGGUGAAGAGACUAGUGCUGAAGUUGGUGCUGAGAUUAGUGAUGAGAUUGAUGAAGAGGCUGAUGAUGAGACUGGUGAAGAGACCAUUGAAGGGACUGGUGCUGAGACUGGCAAAGAGACUGGUGCUGAGACUGGUGAAGAGACUGGUGAUGUGAUUGGUGCUGAGAUUGGUGAAGGGACUGUUGCUGAGGUUGGUGCUGAGAUUGGUGAAGAGACUGGUGCUGAGGUUAGUGAAGAGACUAGUCCUGAGGUUGGUGUUGAGAUUAGUGAUGAGAUUGAUGAAGAGGCUGGUGCUGAGGUUGGUGAAGAGACUAGUGCUGAGGUUGGUGCUGAGAUUAGUGAUGAGAUUGAUGAAGAGGCUGGUGCUGAGUUUGGUGAAGAGGCUGGUGUUGAGAUUGGUGAAAAGACUGCUGAAAAUACUAGUGAUGAGGUUGGUGCUGAGAUGGAUGAAGAUGUUGGUGAUGAGACUGGUGAUGAGAUAGAUGAUGACAGUGGUGCUGAGAUUGGUGAACAGACUGGUACUGAUGUUGGUGCUGAGAUUGGUGAAGAGAGUGGUGCUGAGGUUGGUGCUGAGAUUAGUGAUGAGAUUGAUGAAGAGGCUGGUGCUGAGACUGCGGAAGAGACUGGUGUUGAGAUUGGUGAAAAGACUGCUGAAUGA